AUGGACAUUUGCCACAUUAUUCUGGGGCGACCAUGGCAAUUUGACGUGGGAGCAACUCACGACGGGCGGAGCAAUACUUACUCUUUUGACUGGAAGGGUCGCAAGAUUAUAUUAAUGCCUCAAACCUUGUCAGCUUCAGACAGAAAUGAACAAGCCACCAUGUUCGUUGUAUCCGGGGCUAGUCUCAUCCAUUUGUGGCAGGAAAAUUCGGUGAUGUUUGCACUUAUAGCUGAAGCUGCUGAAACCGGUCGAGUUUCACCCAAUGUUCCAUCCACUGUCCAACCGAUACUCCAACAAUUUACUGAAUUUUGGCCAUCUGAGCUGCCGAGUGCUCUACCGCCUCUCAGAGAAAUUCAACAUCAAAUUGAUUUCCAACCAGGCGCAGUUCAACCGUGCGCAGUUCCAGCUCUACUAGUGCCAAAGAAAGACAAGACUGUGGCGACUAUGUAUAUGAUAGCUCGGGCUAUCGCGGGACAGUAA
Messenger RNA from Dendrobium catenatum, 480 nucleotides. RefSeq lists its product as uncharacterized. The record is from RefSeq and is a predicted model, not a curated record. NCBI's taxonomy places the organism in Eukaryota, Viridiplantae, Streptophyta, Magnoliopsida, Asparagales, Orchidaceae. The transcript has a single exon. The coding region runs from base 1 to 480 and encodes 159 amino acids.